AGGGGCAGGUUACCUGUGAAUCUCCUGUGGGCCUCAUGAAGGCGGACCGAACAGUCUGUUAGCACCGAGUCUGCUCUAUGAGAAGGAGGGCUAAUCAAAACAAAGAACCCUUUGACUAGGGGCGAAAGAAGGGAUCUGUACAACUCCUCGCUGCUAUCUGGAUCCAGCAGCCAGCAGGCCAGGAGUUUCUGAUCUUUGAACAUCAACUGAUCUGCUGAGGAGAGUGGAGAGGGAGCGCCUAGGGUGUAAAUCUCAGUCUUUAUCGCCUAGACUUUGUCCUGCCCACCACAAGGACAACAACUGAUUCCAUUCUUGAGAAGGAACCAAAAAUCUUAUCUGUUAAUGAAUCAUUGGUUCACGUUUUAUGGUACCUCACUUAAAAUGUGUGCUAUGGAAUGCUGCUCUCGUUAGUUUUCCGACCUCAGUGUCCUUCUGAUCACUGCUCUGGCAUCAGCUUUCUGAAAUCUCUCUCAAAUUAGAGAAAAUAACCAAACAAAAUAUGGGGGAGCCUUUUCUUAGGGAUCUUUUACAGUUCUACGGCAGCAACGAUUCACUCUCUACGACAAACCUGGGAAACUUUCUACAGCUCAUCUCCUCCAGACGACCACCAGCAUCCAUUGACAAUGAUGCCAAUCCACUAAGGAAUGAGGAGUGUUUGUCUCUGCCAGAACUGCUGGCAGUCUUUGGCCUGAGUAAUGUGUCUGAAGUCACUGCUGAUCAGCUACACCUCAUGUGCCCAGCAGUUCUCACUCAGGUCCUCCUGCCCUCCUGCCCUUUUACGCCUCCUCUCACCCAAACCAUUGACUCUCAAGUUUGGGGUUAUAGCUUCCUGGCUGUGACUAUAAUUAACUUGGCUUCUCUGUUGGGGUUACUUUUGGUUCCCUUCACUAAGAAACCCUACUUCCCAAAAGUUUUAACCUACUUCAUCGGGGUGGCCAUAGGAACCUUAUUCUCUAAUGCUGUUCUCCAACUUAUUCCUGAGGCUCUUGGGUUCGAUCCGAAAGCUGAUGACUACAUAUUGAAUGCUGUUGGGAUUUUUGGCGGAUUCUACCUCCUGUUCUUUACCGAAAAGGUUUUAAAAAUGGCACUGAAAGCAGAUUCAGCGGAUUGCCACAGUCACUUCCCUUCCUCGCAGACCACUGAUGAGAAUGCCACCCACUUCAGCAAUGACCUUGUCAUAAGCAACAUCAGCAAUAAUGUCAACCCAAACAUCAACCAUGAGAUUAUUCCAAACGGCCCCAGGGAGAAGCCAAGCAACUUAAGCCCAGUUGUGAACCCAGUUGUCAGCCCAGUCAAUGAACAGGAUGCUUGUGUAGUGUUGUCUUGUCGGUGGCUGCGAGGGGAACAUGUUUCGAACAUAAAAACUGUGGCUUGGAUGAUCACACUGAGUGACGCAUUGCAUAACUUCAUAGAUGGACUGGCCAUUGGAGCCUCUUUCACGCUUUCUCUCAUCGCUGGCUUCGGUACCUCAAUUGCAAUCUUCUGUGAGGAGUUCCCUCAUGAGAUAGGUGACUUUGUGAUUCUGUUGAGCUCUGGUAUGAGUGUACCUCAGGCUGCAUUUUUUAACUUGAUGUCGGCCAUGUGCUGCUAUCUGGGCUUAGCGCUGGGCAUCCUGCUGGGAAGCAACUUCGCUCCAAAUGCCAUCUUUGCCAUUGCCGGUGGAAUGUUCCUCUACAUCUCUCUGGCAGACAUGUUUCCGGAAAUGAACAACAUAACGAUGGAACACGCUAAAAGCUCCACAGACAAGGUCAUAUUCUUCCUGUUGCAAAAUGGCGGCAUGCUGACGGGAUUUGCAAUCAUCCUCCUCAUCACCAUGUUUGCUGGAGACAUCAGUCUGGGAUAGUUUUGACUGAGUGUACAGGAAAAAACAACCAUCACUUCAUUCUUCAUUUCAUCCUUGGGACUAAAUAUUUGAUAGCAGAAGUGAACUAUUUAUAUACUUUAAGACUUUUUUUUUCUGAAAAGUCAACCUGCAAUUUUUUAUAUUUUUAAAGACACUCCACAAUAGAAGUUUUAAUUUUUUAUUUACAAACUUUUAUGCAUUGUGUAAUCAUUGAUAUAAUCAGUGUCAUUAGAACUGUCUAAAGGGAAAUUUACUGACUUUGGUUGCUGUAUAGUGGUGGUGAUGAGAACCAGGGGUUGCAAUGUUUGCCAUGCAAAUACCGACAAAUUAGCUCUGUACUACCAGUGAACUGCAUGCCAAAGGUCAUGCAAUGAAAAUGUAUCAUAAAGGACUACUACAGAUGACGCAUACACCUGUAUAUGUUAAACACUUCACAGUUUAAGCAAGGCCUGCUAAAAAAUGCACAGUGCAGUGGAUGGUUGUGAUCGUGACUGCUGGCAUCUGGCUAGAAUUGUCCUUGCAAAGCAUCAAAUGACUCAUCCACAUUCAAUGCAGGAGGCCCCACACACAUAUCGCACAGGUCAGUGCAGAGUUUUUAGCUUUCAUGGAACAUGGCAAAAGCCAUGGGACACAAUAUUAGUUCCUGUUUAAUAACAUUUGGGAUGUCAGUGUUUGUUGAUGGUAAGGUGAUAAAAUAAUGUGGGGGAAAAAGAAGUCAUUUCAAUGACAACACUGCAUGAAUACCUCCCUGAAUUUGUAGCUUUUAGUAGCAAUAAAUAUUUGUAUUUAUCUGGUUCCCGUCACCACUCCUUUUUUACAGUUCUCAAUAUUCCUGUUUCUGUAAAACAGCUAACUAUAAAUCAAAUCAAACAUAAUUGCUUAAUGUAUAUCUCAGUGAUUUAAUUCUGCAGAAAUUAUGAGAACUUGUACACCAUCAUGUAUCUCAGCAUGUGGAGCUUUUGUAUGACUGUAUAAAGAAAGCCAUCAUAACUUCCUGCUACUCUGUUGCUCUGAUCUGAGUGUGUGGUGAUCUGUGACUGUCUGAUUGAAACAAUGUACCAUUGAAUGGGUUCUGCUGUGUCAGAGACAGCCUUGCACAGCCAGCAGCUUCACAGAAGGAACCUUUACGAAGUGAGACAUAAUAUGAACAUUUUUGUAUUAUUGUGGAAAAAGAUGUGAUUGAUUGACUGCUGAUCCAUCCAGACCUGUCAUAUUUACUCAUUCUUUUAAACAAUAUAUGGUACCUGGAAAAAUUGCAAUAAAUUACAUUUUUGUUGUUUUCA
Molecule: messenger RNA, 3126 nt
Organism: Astyanax mexicanus (Mexican tetra)
Lineage: Eukaryota; Metazoa; Chordata; Actinopteri; Characiformes; Acestrorhamphidae
Gene: slc39a8
Product: solute carrier family 39 member 8
Exons: 8
Coding region: 500-1843 (447 amino acids)
Biological process (GO): intracellular zinc ion homeostasis; zinc ion import across plasma membrane
Cellular component (GO): membrane
Molecular function (GO): zinc ion transmembrane transporter activity
Source: RefSeq, a predicted model, not a curated record